UCCCUCUAUAAAUAAAUAAAUAAACUUUUUUAGGAGACGAAGCACACCGCAGGACAGGAGAAGCUUGGGUCUCCUAUCCUCCCCACCCCUCUCUCGGUCUCUUCCCCACCGCGUCUUCGUCGUCUCGUCUUCCUGCCUCCUUCGCCCGAGAAAGGAGAGGUUUGUUAAUGAGCUUUGCGCUCUGUUUACUACGUACUGCACAUGUUUUUCGUUCAUCUGGCCGCGCUUAGGCUUUUAAGUCAACCAGAUCUGCAACGGUACUUUGAGUUAAGAAGCUUCAGAAGUAUCAUGCGUGUUCAGAUUCCUUGAUGCCAUAACGGACAAUAUUUAAUUGCCACCGGCACACACGACUUGCUGUAAAGAUUCCCUGGACCCAUGAUUGGCUGAUAAUUUGAAUGGGGAGCAGCGAGAAGACCGUUACCGCUUACGGCGAGUACACCUACGCUGAGCUGGAGAGGGAGCCCUACUGGCCGAGUGAGAAGCUGAGGAUUUCGAUUACUGGGGCUGGUGGUUUCAUUGGAUCCCACAUUGCUCGCCGUCUGAAGAACGAGGGCCAUUACAUCAUUGCCUCUGACUGGAAGAAGAACGAGCACAUGACCGAGGACAUGUUCUGCCAUGAGUUCCACCUCGUUGAUCUCAGGGUCAUGGACAACUGUCUCAAGGUCACCCAUGGUGUCGACCAUGUCUUCAAUCUUGCUGCAGAUAUGGGUGGCAUGGGGUUCAUCCAGUCAAAUCACUCUGUGAUCAUGUACAACAACACCAUGAUCAGUUUUAACAUGCUGGAGGCUGCACGUAUCAAUGGUGUGAAGAGGUUCUUCUAUGCCUCGAGUGCAUGCAUUUACCCUGAGUUCAAGCAGCUUGACACAAAUGUGAGCUUGAAGGAAUCUGAUGCCUGGCCUGCUGAGCCUCAAGAUGCCUAUGGCUUGGAGAAGCUUGCAACCGAGGAGCUGUGCAAGCACUACACCAAGGACUUUGGCAUCGAGUGCCGCGUCGGCCGCUUCCACAACAUCUACGGCCCUUUCGGAACAUGGAAAGGUGGCCGCGAGAAGGCACCGGCUGCCUUCUGCAGAAAGGCUCAGACAUCCACGGAGAGGUUUGAGAUGUGGGGCGAUGGUCUCCAGACCAGGUCCUUCACCUUCAUCGACGAGUGCGUGGAGGGUGUUCUGAGAUUGACCAAGUCAGACUUCCGCGAGCCAGUGAACAUCGGAAGCGAUGAGAUGGUGAGCAUGAACGAGAUGGCUGAGAUCGUGCUGGGCUUUGAGGAUAGGAAGCUGCCCAUCCACCACAUCCCUGGCCCGGAAGGGGUCCGCGGGCGCAACUCUGACAACACCCUUAUCAAGGAGAAGCUUGGCUGGGCCCCGACGAUGAAGCUCAAGGAUGGGCUGCGGUUCACCUACUUCUGGAUCAAAGAGCAGAUCGAGAAGGAGAAGACGCAGGGGGUCGACAUCGCGGCGUACGGGUCGUCCAAGGUGGUGUCCACCCAGGCGCCCGUGCAGCUGGGCUCCCUCCGCGCCGCCGACGGCAAGGAGGGCCUCUAAAGCGACGACCCAGGGCUGUCUGGCGUACCAUGGCGGGAUAUACUGUUUGCGGUAGAAUAUCACAGUAGCAGCAAAACUAGUACUUUUGGAGGUUCAGACAUGACGGUCGCCUUCUUUUCUAUUUUCCCAUUCAUCGCUCCAUUUAUUUAUGAUGCCAUGCAACUCGUUGAAUUUUUGCUGUACUCCCUUUAUUUGGUCUUGGCCGGCCGGCAAUAAAAUUCUCCCUGUUUCUACUA
Molecule: messenger RNA, 1774 nt
Organism: Zea mays
Lineage: Eukaryota; Viridiplantae; Streptophyta; Magnoliopsida; Poales; Poaceae
Product: GDP-mannose 3,5-epimerase 1
Exons: 8
Coding region: 396-1538 (380 amino acids)
Molecular function (GO): NAD binding; GDP-mannose 3,5-epimerase activity
Source: RefSeq, a predicted model, not a curated record